Messenger RNA from Adineta steineri, 945 nucleotides. NCBI's taxonomy places the organism in Eukaryota, Metazoa, Rotifera, Eurotatoria, Adinetida, Adinetidae. The record is from the annotation of a GenBank genome assembly.
AUGAACACAGUAAAUUAUUUAGAUUCUUUACCAAAAGAUUUAAAUUCUACGCUUAUAAAUAUUCAAUCAUGGUUUAUUCCUAUCGAUAUUCUAGUACUUAUAUGCCUUUUCUUGACUAUUCUAUUAGCUUCAUUAUUUUUAUAUAUUAUUUUUAUCGAUAAAAAAUGUCAUACAAUUCCAAUGAUGUUUGUAGCUAAUUCAUGUUUAGCUUGUCUUUCAUUUACGAUUAUUAUGUUUUGGGUGACAAUUAUUAUGCUUCACAAUGAUCUUAAUCAAAUUUCAUAUGCAGAUUCAUUUUGUAUUUUUCGAGGUUAUAUCAGUUAUGUUACCGCAAGUGAAUUAUUCUAUGCAUAUUUCUUACAAGCUAUUUAUAGUUAUAUAAAAGUUGUUUAUCCUUCUCGAUUAAUUUGGCAAUCAGUGAGGAUGCAAAUUUUUCUUAUUGUUAUAACAUGGAUAUCUCCUUUUAUAUGCAUUUUACCACAUGUACUUACUCAUGAAAUUAAAUAUCAAGUUGAUGAUCAAAUAUGUCAGAUGCUACUUCAUCUUUCCGUUGUAACCGUUUAUAAUGUAUUUUAUAUCUAUAUAAUACCAAUGAGUGGAAUUGUUAUAAUUUAUAUAAAAUUAGUUCGAUAUGUUAAAAAUAUGCGUCGACGUGUUACACCUGCUAAUACUUUAAUUCGUGCACAAAGAGAAUUAAAAAUGGUUUAUCGAAUAAUUAUUCUUCUAUUGAUUUUAUUAAUACUUGGUUUACCUAUUACAAUUUUUGUUUUUAUAGGAUUUAUUGGUGAACCAUCAAAUUAUCAUUUGCGUAAAGCGUAUACAUCCGUUGGAAUCUCGUUAAUAUUUGUAAUAAUUGCAUUAUUUAAAUUUACAGAUCCAGUUAAAAAUUCAAUAAUGAAAAAAUUGAAACGACGAUCGAAUAUUGUGGUAGCUAUAAUGGCAUAA